Molecule: messenger RNA, 780 nt
Organism: Symbiodinium sp. CCMP2592
Lineage: Eukaryota; Dinophyceae; Suessiales; Symbiodiniaceae
Source: the annotation of a GenBank genome assembly
AUGAAGCUGUGGCUGGCAAUCCUUCAGGUCGUGGUUGCCCUUGAGGAGAAUUGCCUCUUGCAAAGCCAUCCAGUCGAGAAAGAUGGGGAGCAUCUCUCAGAGGACAGGGACCACGCGCUUGCACCAAAGGCGAAGGAGGUGGGAGCCGAGCCGGCUGAGGCGCGGACCCUCGAAAUGAUUUCCAGCUCAUGGGGCGACGAAAGAGAGAUCCUGCAGGAGUAUUGGCAAGUAAUGCAUGUGAACUGCUACCCUGGUCGUGGUGCUUCUAACGGUGGACUUGAGCAUGAACAAGGGAAGAAAGGGGACGCAGUCCAUUGCGCACACAACUGCUAUCACAUGGAUCAUUGCAAAGGCUACGUUCAUUUCUCCGCCCAUGGAGGGCAGUGCUUCUUGCUGUCGUGGAUAUCACAAGACCCUAUCGCUGACUGCGAUCUUGGGCAGAUUGGAACGGAAAGCUGGCAGUUUGAUACGUUUGUUAAGAAGCCGAGAUCCACGGAUUGGGUUCUCGACCAUUUCUACCCUUUGAGGCACGUGAACUGCUAUAACGGUCGCGGGGCUUGGAACGGAGGGCUUGAACAGUACCAGGGGAUCCAAGGAACCCCGAGCUCCUGUGGACACCAGUGUUUCAACUUGAGGAACGACUGCAAUGGCUACGUGUUCUUUGAUGCUCAUGGAGGUCAGUGCUUCCUUCUCAAGCAUAUCUCCGCCGGACCUGUGGGUGAAUGCGAGGUUGGGAGACAGGGGACGGAAAGCUGGCAGUUCACGACCUACAUCAAGUGA